This is a messenger RNA of Cherax quadricarinatus, 1576 nucleotides long. Lineage: Eukaryota; Metazoa; Arthropoda; Malacostraca; Decapoda; Parastacidae. The record is from RefSeq and is a predicted model, not a curated record.
AUGUAUAGAGAACAGCAAGAAAACGAGGAAGAAAAUGUUAAAGAGGUGAAAACUAUACGAAGUGACCCGUACAGUGACGCUGCCUUCGUGGAAUAUAACGGUGACCAAGGUAGUGUUGGAGGUCCAGGCUACAAGUUCGGAGAUGAUUACCUUUCAACCCACUCGGCCGGCAAGUGUAGUGAAUCUUGUGCUUCCGUGAUGUCCGGGUGGCGUACCGUGGUCACUUACCACACCUGCGGCAUCCAUGAUACACCUAGAUCCACAAGAUUCUCCGACCAUACCUGUCCAUGUGUCUCGCCUCCCGACUCUACCUUGGUGGUUGCCAUCUUCACAACCAGAGAACUUACUCGCCGGAGAUCCAGAAAGCCAUUGAAGGCGUCCAGUUCAUCGCUCAACACAUUAAGGACGCGGACAGGGACAACGAGGUGAUACAGGACUGGAAGUUCGUGGCGAUGGUGCUGGAUCGUCUCUUUCUUUGGGUAUUUACCAUCGCGUGCGUGGUAGGCAUGUGUGGGAUAAUCUUCCAGGCUCCUUCACUCUACGACACUCGUCAGCCCAUUGAUGAGAUCUACUCAGAGAUCGGGACAGCUACUUACUUCGCUUCUUCACAUCACUAGAAAGAAGUCUGAAACACUGCAAUUAGCUGUGUGUGUGUGUAUGUUUGUGUGUGUAUGUCUGUGUGUGCAUGUGUGUGCAUGUGUGUGUGUGUGUGUGUGUGUGUGUGUAUGUGUGUGUGUAUGUGUGAGUGUGCGUGCGUGCGUGCUUAAAGGUAAAAACAAUCGCUCACUCAUCCAAGACGGCUUUGCCUCAGUAAGCCUUCUCGCAUAGUUGAAACAAUAACAUAUACAUGUUAUAUGAUCCCUCACGAGAUUAUACAUAUUGUAUGACCUAUCCUGAAAGGCUGUUAUCCACCCCUUCAUGUUCCAGGGUUGUGUGAUUAUAUCUGUUACCAAGUAAUUCACAUGUUAUACAAUACUUGUUAUGGGCUUUGUUCACAUGGUUAUUGAUUAAGCUCAAAGGGUGUCAGCGACUGCAGUAGGAUCGUCGACCAACUCUCACCCAGGAUGUAAACAGAUGACAGACUUCUCAAGCAAGCUUUAGUCUGAGGUGACCCGUCGACAGUGAAGAUAUCCUCUGCCGUGUCUUCUUGUUGUUAUCCAUAACCGUAAUGUUAAGGGAGUGUAUAGGGCGUUUUAUAAGCAAACGAUCUGUACAUAUACAAACGAGUUUAACAAAAGUAGAGGUAAUGUUUGUUGAAAGAUUGUAUUAAAUAUCAACCACUUCUUUCUUGAGGUUCAUAGUCAAUGGUUUUUUUUAUGCCAUUAGUAGAUGUGGUUUUAAAACACAUUAUCGUCUCAGUUAAAUCUUCAGUGUUUCCGAAAUCGAUAUAAAAUUUGUACAAUUUUUUUACAGCUAUUUACGAGUUAGCUUUAUAGUCUUAGCAAGUAGGUCUCUUCAGAUCCCACACAUUUUUGUUAGUAUACGGCUGAUGGUUUUGAUGCUAGUGCACCAAAAUCAAGGGUCACCUGAAACCCAUGGCUGGACGUCAUAAACGAAACACCAAAAGCUAUGCUAC